GCGGCCGUUGGCCAACAGCAGAGGACUACAACUCCCGGCCUGCAUCGCGCACCGGGCCCCGCCCCAAGCUUUCGUCCUGGCGGCGGCGCCCCGCGGCCCUGUGGGAGCGGUAGUCCGCGCGCGCGAUUCACAGCGCCGCGUGCGCCCCGGGCGCGCCGUAGCCGCCGGGCCCCGGCCGGGCGUACGCUACGGAGGCGGCGUAGGGCGGGCGCCGAACGCGGGCCGAGUCGGAGCCGGGCUGGGCGUGCGGUUUCUCCGCCACUCGACGCGGGAGGCCGGCGGCAGAAGUUGUGGCUCGGCCGGCGCCGGCGAGCAGGCCUGGGGCUGUGCCGCCCGGGCCGCGGGGACUGAGGAGGCGCCGCCAGGUUGCGGAGCCCGGCCGCCCUGUCUCCGGCGUGGGCGCUGUCCUCCCUCCAUGCUCCGCCUCCCCUGCUGCCGGCCGCGUGUGACCAGGCCCGGGUCUCAGCGCGGCCGCCACCGCGGGGGCCAUGGGGAGCUCCGCCUCCUCGCUGGCCACCGAGACCGAGUCGGACCACGGCUUCCCCGGGGGACCGCCUUACUCCGGGCCCCCUGCAGCAGCCGGCUGGUGUAGGAGUGGCCCCGGGGGGCCUGUCUGGGGUGGUGCCCUGGUCACCCGGCAGCACCCGUCCCCGCGUCCCCGGGCCCGAAGCCACACGCACUCUCCUGGGUCCAUGGCCGCGAUUGGGGAGUGGUCCUGUGCGCGCUGCACCUUCCUGAACCCAGCCGGCCAACGCCAGUGCUCCAUCUGUGAGGCCCCCCGGCACAAGCCUGACCUCGACCACAUCCUCCGGCUCAGCGUGGAGGAGCAGAAAUGGCCCUGCGCCCGCUGCACGUUCCGGAACUUUCUGGGCAAAGAGACUUGUGAGGUGUGCGGCUUUGCCCCAGAGCCCGUGCCUGGCACCUCCCUGCUGCCCAUCAUCAACGGGGUCCUGGCGGAGCCCAGGGGCGGCUGCAAGGAGGAGGCCGGUCCCGUUCGGACGGUGGGGCUGGCGGCCGCAGACCCAGCUCGGGGGCGGCCUGAGGAGGAGGAGGAGCAGCAGGAGGAAGUGGAGGUGGAGGAGGGGGAGCAGGAGGGAGCAGCAGAGCCGGGGAGCGGCUGGGCCUGCCAGCGCUGCACGCUGCACAACACGCCCGUGGCCAGCUCCUGCUCUGCCUGCGGCGGCCCCCGGAAACUCUCGCUGCCCAGGAUCCCUCCCGAGGCCCUGGUGGUCCCCGAAGUUGUGGCCCCCGCCGGCUUCCACGUCAUACCUGCCCCACCCCAGCCCGGGGAAGGUGCCGAAGCUGACCCUCCCUCUGCCACCGACCAGGAGCCCCCCCGGGCGCCGACCUUCAGCCCCUUCUCGCCCACCCUGCAGAACAACCCUGUGCCCCGCAGCCGCCGCGAGGUCCCCCCGCAGCUGCAGCCACCGGUGCCUGAGGCCACCCAGCCCUCCCCCUCUGCCGGCUCCAAGGGGCCCCCCCAGGGCCCAGGGCGGACCGCAGCCGGAGCCUCCCGCCUGGCGGAGCUGCUGUCAAGCAAGAGGCUGAGCAUGCUGGAGGAGGAAGCCGCCGAGGGCAGCCCUGGCCGCUGUGAGGCUUGCGGCGCCAUGCCGGGCAGCGACGUCAUUGACCUGGCUGGAGACACCGUGCGCUACAAGCCCGCCAGCCCCUCCAGCCCCGACUUCACCACCUGGUCAUGUGCCAAGUGCACACUUAGGAACCCCACGGCGGCCCCCCGAUGCACUGCGUGCGGCUGCUCCAAGCUGCAUGGUUUCCAGGAGCACGGUGAGCCCCCCACCCGCUGCCUCGACUGCAGCACCGAGAAGUCCGGCCCCUGCUCCGCCCACAAGGCCAGCUGCCCGGGCCCCGCGGUGCCACCUGAGCGCCCGGGCCAGUGGGCCUGCCCUGCCUGCACUCUGCUCAACGCACCCAGGGCCAAGCACUGUGCCGCUUGUCACACACCCCAGCUCCUGGUGGCCCAGCGCCGGGGCGUCACACCCCUGAGGCGCAGGGAGAGCAUGCACGUGGAGAAGCGGCGGCAGACCGAUGAGGGUGAGGCCAAGGCCCUCUGGGAAAACAUCGUGGCCUUCUGCCGGGAGAACAGCGUGAACUUCGUGGAUGACAGCUUCCCCCCUGGGCCCAAGUCUGUGGGCUUCCCUGCGGGUGACAGCGUCCAGCAGCGUGUACGGCAGUGGCUGCGGCCCCACGAGAUCAACUGCUCCGUCUCCAGGGACCACAACACCUCGUGGUCCGUGUUCCACACUCUCCGGCCCUCGGACAUUCUGCAGGGGCUGCUGGGGAACUGCUGGUUCCUGAGCGCGCUGGCCGUGCUGGCCGAGCGGCCCGACCUGGUCGAGCGAGUGAUGGUCACACGCAGCCUGUGUGCGGAGGGCGCCUACCAGGUGCGGCUGUGCAAGGACGGCACGUGGACAACGGUGCUGGUGGAUGACAUGCUGCCGUGCGACGAGGCCGGCUUCCUCCUCUUCUCCCAGGCUCAGCGGAAGCAGCUGUGGGUGGCGCUCAUCGAGAAGGCGCUGGCCAAGCUGCACGGCUCCUACUUCGCCCUCCAGGCGGGGCGCGCCAUCGAAGGCCUGGCCACGCUCACCGGUGCCCCCUGUGAGAGCCUGGCGCUGCAGGUCAGCUCCACUAACCCCCGCGAGGAGCCCGUUGACACUGACCUCAUCUGGGCCAAAAUGCUGAGUUCUAAGGAGGCUGGGUUCCUCAUGGGCGCCUCCUGCGGCGGGGGUAACAUGAGAGUGGACGACGCUGCCUAUGAGAGCCUGGGCCUGCGUCCCCGCCACGCCUACUCCAUCCUGGACGUCCGCGACGUCCAGGGCUCCAGGCUCCUGCGCCUCCGGAACCCGUGGGGCCGCUUCUCCUGGAAUGGCAGUUGGUCAGAUGAGUGGCCGCACUGGCCAGGGCACCUGCGCAGCGAGCUCAUGCCACACGGGAGCAGCGAGGGCGUCUUCUGGAUGGAGUACAGUGACUUCAUCAGGUACUUCGACUCCGUGGACAUCUGCAAGGUGCACUCGGACUGGCAGGAGGCGCGUGUGCAGGGCUGCUUUCCCAGCUCCGCCAGCGGGCCCGUGGGGGUGACUGCUCUUACGGUGCUGGAGCGCGCGUCCCUGGAGUUCGCCCUCUUCCAGGAGGGCAGCAGGCGCGCAGACUCCGGGGACAGCCACCUGCUGGACCUGUGCGUGCUGGUGUUCCGCGCGUCCUUCGGCGGCGGCGGCCGCCUGAGCCUGGGCCGCCUGCUGGCCCACAGCAAGCGCGCCGUCAAGAAGUUCGUCAACUGCGACGUGAUGCUGGAGCCGGGCGAGUACGCCGUGGUGUGCUGUGCCUUCAACCACUGGAGCCCCGCGCCGGGCCCCCCGCCCGCCGGCGCGCAGGCCUCCAGCCCCUCGGCGGGAGUCCCGCGCGGCGCCCCGCAGCCGCCCGGCCACGUGCUGGCCGUGUACAGCUCCAGGCUGGUCAUGGUGGAGCCCGUGGAGGCCCAGCCGACCACGCUGGCCGACGCCAUCAUCCUGCUCACCGAGAGCCGGGGCGAGCGGCACGAGGGACGCGAGGGCAUGACCUGCUACUACCUGACGCACGGCUGGGCGGGGCUCAUCGUGGUGGUGGAGAACCGGCACCCCAAGUCCUACUUGCACGUGCAGUGUGACUGCUCCGACAGCUUCAACGUGGUGUCCACGCGCGGCAGCCUGCGCACCCAGGACAGCGUGCCGCCGCUGCACAGGCAGGUCCUGGUGAUCCUGUCCCAGCUGGAGGGCAACGCGGGCUUCUCCAUCACCCACCGCCUGGCGCACCGCAAGGCGGCCCAGGCCUUCCUCAGUGACUGGACAGCCUCCAGGGGCACCCACAGCCCCCCGCUCACGCCGGAAGUCGCUGGCCUGCAUGGCCCUCGGCCUCUGUGACCACCCCGCCUUCCCAGCCCCCACGCGCACUUUAUGAGGGAGACCCCAGUGGAGGCCGCUUGAAGCAGAAUCUCAGGACCCCGCCCAGGGAGCCACUAGCUGCAGCAGCUUUCCCUAGGCCUUCCUCUCUGCCCCUCCCUCCUGCCCAGGGCCUCCCAGCUACCAAGCAGAAUACCUCGAACCCGCCUCUAGCGCAGGGGCCUGUACGCCAGCCCCUCUGACCGUCCACCUCCAGGCCGGGUUCAGACUGCCGGGGCCAAACCGAGGCGAGGCUUCUCGUCCCCUGGGGGCCUGGGGCCUCCUCCCUGGGCGAGGCAGCCAAGAGCCCUGUCCAUGGAACCAGAUCUGGGCAGGUCAGAAGCCAGGACCCCAGGGUGAGAGCAGGGUUCACUCCCUUGUAGGGGUCAGGCUGGGACCCCAGGGUGAAGAGGAACCAUGUCCUCUGUGAUGGAUCAGAGGCUGGGACUCCAGGGUGAGUAGGGACCACCCUCCUCUGUUGGGGUCAGAGGCUGGGAUCCUGGGGUGAGAGCAGGGACCACCCCCUCGUGGGACAUGAGUUCAGGAGCCUUCUCGCCCCAGCUAACCCCCAGAGCACAUUUCCCUGCCCCCCAUCCCCCACAAAGCAAGCAGGGGUCCUUGGAGUCCCAGCAGCGUGUCCCAGGAGCCAGGUGCCUGGCGACCGAGGGCUCAGGGCCGGGGAUGGGGAGGGUCCCAGCUGCCCCUCUGGCGACACUAUGCAAUUCCUGGAGAGCCUGCCAGGAUCGAAGCCAUGCCCCCAGGGCUGGAGGUCAGGGCCCGCCGGUCAGGGUGCAGCCAGGCCCGGACCCAGCCCUGCUGUUCGAUGUCCGGGUCUCUGGCAGGCUCCCUGUCUGGGCCCCUCCCUGCUCCUCCCCCACCUCGGAAGCCCGGGGAGCUGAGCGGCCACUCGGCCCCCCCGGCCGCCCUCCCCUGAGGCUGCCGUCAGGCCAGAGACCUGCAGUUGCCCGCAGACAUCGGAGGCCAGCUCCUGCGGGGGCCGCCCAGCCUCGGUGUCCUGCAGCUCCCAGUCAGCGGGCAGCCCUGGGGGGGCUUUUACGCCUGGAGAAACACCGGGAAGCACUCCACUCCCCUUUUACUCUGAGCUGUGAAUAUUUUUAACCCUGUAUAUACGGCCAGCUCUUCUGACACAGAGACUAUUUUACCAGUUGCCAGUCCCCAUCCCUGUAGGAUGGUUCUCCAUGGGCGUUUCCAGACUCAGGCUCCAAUGGACCAAAUAAAAACGUUUUGUUUUGUAA
Molecule: messenger RNA, 5188 nt
Organism: Hyaena hyaena (striped hyena)
Lineage: Eukaryota; Metazoa; Chordata; Mammalia; Carnivora; Hyaenidae
Gene: CAPN15
Product: calpain 15
Exons: 13
Coding region: 489-3914 (1141 amino acids)
Biological process (GO): proteolysis
Cellular component (GO): cytoplasm
Molecular function (GO): calcium-dependent cysteine-type endopeptidase activity
Source: RefSeq, a predicted model, not a curated record